Didymodactylos carnosus is the source of this 1382-nucleotide messenger RNA. NCBI's taxonomy places the organism in Eukaryota, Metazoa, Rotifera, Eurotatoria, Philodinida, Philodinidae. The record is from the annotation of a GenBank genome assembly.
AUCAGUUACAUAAUUUAUCUAUACAAGGUCCUAAAUCACGUGAUUUACUAAAAUCAUUAAAUAUUCGAAUACCAUUACAUCGUCCAUUGAAAAAAUUAUGGAAUAUUAGAUGAAUAUUGGGCACUUAGAAAACAUGUGACAAUAAUGGAUUUAUCACCAUUAAAUAAAUUUGAAAUACUAGGACCAGAUGCAGAAUAUUUACUACAAAUGGUAAUAACUAAAAAUAUUAAAAAGAUGUCUAAUGGACAAGUGCUAUACACAGCAAUUUGUACUCGUAAGUUAAUUAUUCUAUACGAAUAACUGUUAAAUGUUAUUAAUAAGUUCUUCACACAGAUAUAAAUGUCUUAACAAAUAGUUUGAUAAUUCUGUAUAAUUUUUUCAAUGGACGAUGAGUACUGGUCUGUAGUUUUAUGAGAUAUAUGACUCUUCGAAUUGAACUAACCAUAAUCCGUUUGACCUUUUAAACUAAAACUUCAUUCACUUUCGUUCUAGACACCGGUGGAAUGAUUGAUGAUGCAAUGUUAUUUAAAAUGAAUGAACAUUGUUAUCGUUUGAUAUGUAGAUCAGAUUAUACGGGAAUCUGGUUGCAAGAACAAACACAAAAACUGAAACUAAAUCGUGUAUGGAUCAAAUCAGUGACAGAUCAGUUACAUAAUUUAUCUAUACAAGGUCCUAAAUCACGUGAUUUACUAAAAUCAUUAAAUAUUCGAAUACCAUUACAUCGUCCAUCAAUAGAUGAAUUAGAAUUAUUUCGUUUCACAAUUGGAAAAGUGAGUGAUAUUGUUAGUACUCAUGAAAUACCGUUGUUAAUAUCAAGAACAGGUCAUACGAAUGAAUUGGGUUUUGAAAUUUGGUGUCAUUCGUCGAAUUCUGUUAAAUUAUGGAACAAAAUUUGGUCGAAUGGACAAAAUCCUGUCUACAAUCUGAAACCAUUGGGUUUACUAGCGUUGAAUAUUUCGAGAACUGAAGCUGGAUUUUUACCUUUUGAUUAUAACUUUGAUGGCCAGACAGAUGCAAUCGAAGCUGAUAUUGGCUUUGUUAUGGAUUAUACAAAACAAGAAGAGUUUAUUGGUAAGCAAGCAUUAAUUGAACGAAAAGAUCGUCGACAAAGACAAUUUGUCGGUCUCGAAUUACAUUGCAAUGAUGACAUAGAAAACGCAUCGCAGGGCGAUUACGUGUACUUAGAGAAUAGUGAUCAACAAAUCGGUAUCGUUAUAAGCAGUUGUAAAUCACCAAUAUUAAAUAAAUCGAUAGCAUUAGCAAAAAUAGACACUGAAUUUAGUGGAAUUGGAAAUAGAGUUGAAAUUAGAAAACGAGAUGACUAUGAGAAAUCCAUUCCAGCAAUGAUUGUUAAAUAUCCAUUUUAUGAUCCAAAAAAAUAG